Molecule: messenger RNA, 1746 nt
Organism: Triticum turgidum subsp. durum (durum wheat)
Lineage: Eukaryota; Viridiplantae; Streptophyta; Magnoliopsida; Poales; Poaceae
Source: the annotation of a GenBank genome assembly
AUGGCUGCUCAUCCUGUUGAAUCAGAAGCAAGCAGUGAAACAGACAAUCACCCUUUACUGAUAGACCACAUGGAAAAUACUGCUCAUCUUGAGAUUGCAAUUGAGAGCCCAAGGGAUGAUGUUGCUUCAUCGUCAACCACUCGUCGGGAGGAUAAUGAUGGUUUGGAUCGAUUGCCUCACAUCUCAGAAAGUUCUUCGGAGACAACUACUGCAUCUAACUCUCAAAGUGCUCCUCUAGCAAGAAGAGAUGCUAAUCGUGCUCGUCAUCGGCAAAGUCCGUUGAAUUCUAGUUGCUGGAUCUCCAUUGAGCUUGUUGUAACAGUUAGCCAGAUUAUAGCGGCCAUUUGUGUUCUGUCAUUGUCAAGGAAGGAACGUCCGCAUUCUCCAUUAUUUGAGUGGGUCAUUGGUUAUACGGUAGGUUGUGUUGCUACUCUUCCUCUUCUCUACUGGCGCUAUCUCCAUCGCAACCGCCCAACAACUGGGCAAGAACCAGCAAGUCAGAACUUCCCUCCGAACAGCAUACCUGAGUCCAAUUCUCACACAACAAAUUCGGCCCCUGGCAUGUCUGAAGCUGGUUUUGUAACUGACACAAAUGGAGUCUCGCAAAACAACGUGCUUACCAGAAAUCCCAGGGCCCAAGCUUAUGCCGAUCACUUCAGGAUGGCCCUUGACUGUUUCUUCGCCGUGUGGUUUGUUGUGGGGAAUGUGUGGGUAUUUGGUGGACAUUCCUCUGCCCAUGACGCUCCCAACUUAUACAGGUUGUGUAUAGCCUUCCUCACAUUUAGCUGCAUCGGCUAUGCUAUGCCUUUCAUUCUGUGCGCACUGAUAUGUUGCUGCCUGCCCUGCAUAAUCUCCCUAAUGAGCUUUCGUGAAGAUCUAAACCAAAACAAAGGUGCUACUGCAGAAGCAAUCAAUGCCUUGAGAACAUACAAGUUCAAAACGAAGAAGUCCCGUAACGGCGAGGGGAUUGAAGUCGGCGGCGGAGUUGUUGCUGCUGGAACAGACAAGGAGCGGAUUGUUUCUGCUGAAGAUGCUAUUUGCUGUAUCUGCCUAGCAAGAUACUCGAACAAUGAUGAUCUCCGAGAGCUUCCUUGCACCCACUUCUUCCACAAAGAAUGCGUAGACAAAUGGCUCAAGAUAAACGCACUGUGCCCCCUCUGCAAAGCUGAGAUAGACAGUGGCCCGACAACUGCUCCUGCCAUUGGCUUUGGGCGUCGCCACAGUGACAACAGGAAUAACCUCUGGCGUUCCCACAUCAUGCAGUACCCAGACCACACCAGGAAAGGUGGCCAUCUUUCUAGAGAAGUAUGGCUCUCCUUCUAUUUGCGGAUGACUCGCUUAUACUUAUGUCUGCUGAUGAAAAGAAUGCAUUAUGAGUUAGAACAAUCCUUGACGAAAAUUGUACGAGCUCAGAGUCCCCAAAUGACAAGUGCGUGGGUUUUUGCCUGCAAUGGUGGGAGUGGACCGUUCAGAUUGUUUCCGCAUCUUAUUGAUGGAGUUUGUGCAAGAGUUGCAGGGUGGAAGGAGAAAUGCUAUCAACAGGAGGAAAUCUUGGCACAACGAUUUUCUGAACCCCGUGAUGAACGAAUCGUUCGAUGGGAGCAGUUCCCACGCAAUCGAUCACCGGCUAUUGGUGUCAAGUAUUCAUUGGGUAGCAUGGUGAAAAUUAUGUAUCCUAAGCUUAUGGGUGCAAUGGGAUUUAGAAACCUAGAAUAUUUUAACCUGGGCAUGUUAGCCAAACAAUGA